AUGGCCUGUAUAACAGGACUUGAGGCUGAUAUCGCUCUCACUGAUGGACCAAAGAUGGAGACCAAGCAGAGGAAGGAACUGUUUAACACCCCAGUUGAUGCUGCUGCCGGACCUCUGCAGAUCCCAGCUGUCCCCCUGCUGCCUCUCGAGACCCCAGCUUUCCACAAAGUAGCUGAGGAGGCGGGGCAGGAGGCUGGGGAAGAGACCGAUCUGGAGACCGCGAAGUGGGCUGGGCCGGUGAAGCAGGCUGGACAGGAUGCGGGCGGAGCCGCUCAGGAGGCCGGUGGGGAGGCCGGGCAGGAUGCGGGCGGAGCCGCUCAGGAGGCUGGCAUGGAGUCCGAGUAUCGAGGGGCAGCUGGGGAACAGCUAGGGCCUCGAGGAGCAGCUGGGGAACAGCUGGGAUCUCGAGGGGCAGCUGGGGGACAGCUAGGGUCUGUAGAGGCGGCAGGGAGAUGGCCGGGAUCUGCAGAGGCGGCAGGGAGACGGCCAGGGUCUGCAGAGGCGACAGGGAGACGGCCAGGGUCUGGAGAGGCGGCAGGAAGACGAAUGGGGUCUGCAGAGGCGUCAGGGAGACGGCCAGGGUCUGCAGAGGCGUCAGGGAGACGGCCGGGGUCUGCAGAGACGGCUGACGCGGCUCGACACCAGGAACGGGGGUCUGCGGAGGUCUGGCAGCAGGAACGGGGGUCUGUCGCGGCCCGGCAGCAGGAACAUGGGUCUGUCGCAACCUGGCAGCAGGAAUGGAAGGCUGACGCGGCCCGACAGCAGGAACGGGAGGCUGUUACGGCCCGGCAGCAGAAUCCGGAACAGAAACAGAGCCAGUUAACAGAAGAGGAUUCUGUUUUCUUCAACCUAUGAUCUCCAGUGCACACUGGAACGGUUUGCUGAUGGUCUGGGAAAGCUACUGAUUACAGUCUGCUAUGUGCACUAACUUGACUUUAAAGAGCAAUUUAACAGAUUUUCAACUCUAUUCUUAUGGUUAUCAUGUGGGGAGUACAUGUAUAAAAGUGACAUUAAACAUUCUCUGAUGAAGACGCACCUGGCAUCGAAAAGUUACUCUUUAAAUUACGUUUUUUGCCUUUUAUGCUUGUUCUCCAUUAAACGUUGGACUAAGUAUCUGAA
Cottoperca gobio is the source of this 1119-nucleotide messenger RNA. RefSeq names its product paraneoplastic antigen Ma6E-like. NCBI's taxonomy places the organism in Eukaryota, Metazoa, Chordata, Actinopteri, Perciformes, Bovichtidae. The transcript has 4 exons. Bases 1 to 855 code for a protein of 284 amino acids. The record is from RefSeq and is a predicted model, not a curated record.